AUGGAUAGCCAAAGCAGUUUUUAUGAUCUAAGUCCACAUGAUAAGGAUAAUAAUGAGUUUCCGUUCAGUAACCUAAAAGGCCAAGUUGUACUAAUAGUAAAUGUUGCUUCUAAGUGUAACUUCACACCACAGUACAAUGAUCUACAGUACCUGCAUGAAAAAUACAGUUACAGAGGACUGAAAAUCAUAGGAUUCCCAUGCAAUCAGUUUGGCCAACAAGAGCCUGAAAACGAUGAAGUAAUUCAAAAAUUUUGCUUGUCCAAUUAUGGUGUUUCAUUCAAAAUCCUAAAGAAAAUCAAGGUGAAUGGACCUAAUGCUGAUCCUGUCUACACGUAUUUGAAGAAUGAGAUGCCAUCACAAAUAGGCCUGAAGGUAAUAAGAUGGAAUUUUGAAAAAUUUUUGGUUGAUAAACAUGGCAGAGUACGCCAUCGAUACUCUAGUUUAACCUCCCCUAAAUCUCUACAACGCACUAUAGAUCAAUUACUCGACGAUAAGUAA
Molecule: messenger RNA, 498 nt
Organism: Nakaseomyces glabratus
Lineage: Eukaryota; Fungi; Ascomycota; Saccharomycetes; Saccharomycetales; Saccharomycetaceae
Product: glutathione peroxidase
Biological process (GO): cellular response to oxidative stress
Molecular function (GO): glutathione peroxidase activity
Source: RefSeq, a predicted model, not a curated record